AUAUCAAGGUCAAAAAUUGUGAUAAUAUGUCAAAUUAUAAAUGCAAUGUAAAAUUUUAAAGUUUUACUUAAAUUAAAAACUAAAUGACGGAAAAUUAAUGACAAUGGCAGCAACUUCUCUAAGUUGUGCAAAAUAAAGAGAAAACGCAGUUCUUUUUUAAAUACAAUUUAAAACUCUUAAAUUUUAAAAAAGGUUGUCAAUUUUCCUAUACUGUGUUUGUAUAGCUGUUCAAACACAAAUAUUUUGAACUACAAAAUUGAUUGGAAAAUUGAUCAAAAAACGCUGGAUGCGCUACAUCAUCCUCUACACCUUUACUACUCGUAUACAUAACUUUCAUUGCACGCGUGGCGUUUGCAGGUUGAAAAAUAAAGAAUGAAUAAGCGCAAAUCUGUUGCUUUUUGUGGUGUGCCGGGCUGUACUAAUAUUAAAACUGAAACCGUUUCAUUACACACUAUACCUCAAUCUGUUAAAAAAUCAAAAACGGCUCUUCACAAAUGGUGGAUCGCUUUAAGAAUGUGGAAACCUUUUCCAAAAAACUUUCGAAUAUGCUCUGCACAUUUCGAUAAGAGAUUUAUAUUAAUUCCGACAAAAGGCGGUAAGGUGCAAUUGAGUACAAGUGCUUUUCCUACUUUGAAUUUACCAUCAUCUUCAAAGCUGAUUAGAAAAUCAAAUUUAAAACAAUCAACUCAGUCACAGAAAUUGAAAAUGAAAGAAAUUUUAAGAAAUGCAGACCCAGAACUCAGAAAGGAUAUGCAAGAUAUCAAUUCAGUAACUCCAAGUUUUUGCUUUGUUGAUGUCGGAGAUACAAUAAAAAAAUCAUUUAACACAAUUCCACAAAAAACAUUAAAAGUUACCGAUAUUUCCUCUUUAUGGGAUACAGACGAAAAGUUAAAUGCAAUGACUGGUUUACCUAAUUUUAUACUUUUAGAUGCACUAGUAAAAGCUUGUUCUAUGAGAAGUAGUUCUGAACAAUCUUAUAUGGAUAUGAAGUUCAAAAUAUUGCUCACAAUGCUCAAAUUAAGAUCGAAUUUAACAUUUCUUCAAAUAGGUAUUAAUUUUAAUAUAACAGCUAGAAAGGCGAAGUUAUAUUUUAGUGAGUGCAUUCAAUUACUUAGUGAAGUAUUAAAGAGCACGAUUUAUUGGCCUACAAAAGAGCAAUAUGCAAAAAAUUUACCAACUUGUUUUAAAAGUUUUCCAAAUACUGUUGCAAUUCUUGAUUGCAUAGAAGUAAAAACAGCUGUGUUUAGAUGUAGAAACUGUAGAAAAAUCACUAAUUUAUAUUGUAAAAGUGGACAUACACUGAAAGCAAUGAUCAGUGUUACACCAUCGGGAUUGAUAAAUUUUUUAAGUCCCGCUACCGCUGGAAAAACAGAGAAAGCAAUUUUUGCUUCAACAAUUUUGUUAGAAAACUUAAAAGCUGGAGAUUCGGUUAUGGUCGAUACCAGAUUUAUGAUUGAAGAAGAGCUGUCGAAGAAAAAAAUCGAGAUAAUUAGGCCAACUUAUCACUUUACCGCGCAACCAAAAGCAGAAAUAGAGCGAAUUACAAAAAUUUCUCAAGCAAGGCUUUUUGUAAAAAGGAGAAUCAUAAAACUGAAGCAGUUUAAAAUAUUAUCCGAAAGAUUGCCAGUUUGUCUUUUACCUUAUGUGGAUAAUAUCUUGACUACUAUCUGUGGCUUUUCAAAUUUAAGUGGUCCUAUUUCAAAACGACGUGAUUUAUAAUUUAAAAAUAUUAAAAUGUAAAGUUCAUAUGUAUAAAUACACUGACCUUGUUAAUUGU
This is a messenger RNA of Condylostylus longicornis, 1777 nucleotides long. RefSeq lists its product as uncharacterized. The coding region runs from base 373 to 1719 and encodes 448 amino acids. The record is from RefSeq and is a predicted model, not a curated record. The transcript is spliced from 3 exons. NCBI's taxonomy places the organism in Eukaryota, Metazoa, Arthropoda, Insecta, Diptera, Dolichopodidae.